Messenger RNA from Meloidogyne enterolobii, 9084 nucleotides. The record is from the annotation of a GenBank genome assembly. Lineage: Eukaryota; Metazoa; Nematoda; Chromadorea; Rhabditida; Meloidogynidae.
GCUGAGGGUGUCCUCAAUAUGAUCCUUGAAACAAUAGACAAAUUUUCAGCAAUGGAAGCACUCCCCAAUUUUGCCUCUCUUAUUGGUAUUAGGAACCAAUUAAUGUGGGAAGAAAUUUCAACAUAUUUAUAUCUUCUUGUUGCUGCAAUGAUAAAAGGAAAUCAUUCAAACUGCGCUCAAUUCGCUGCACUUCUUCGACUUGAUUGGCUUUUUGGUAGAUUGGCGAAUCCUCAAUCGGCAGAAGGAAUUUUGGAUGUUCUCUAUUGUGUUUUAACUGAAUCACCUGAGGCACUCAAUAUGAUAAAUGAGGGGCAUAUUCGUUCGGUUAUCUCUCUGUUGGAAAAAGUUGGACGUGAUCCUAAAGUACUUGAUGUACUUUCUUCUCUUUGUGAAGGGAAUGGUAUGGCUGUUCGAAGCAGUCAGAAUACAAUAACAGAUUAUUUGCUUCCUGGCAAAGAUUUACUUUUACAAACAAAAAUGAGAGAUUAUGUUGCUAGUUUAAUUCCAAAUAUUCUCGUUGGUCUAGUUGAUGGAAGUUCCCUUUUCAAACGUUGGUACUAUGAAGCUGAAGUUGAACAUGUUGAGGCUUGUGAAGGUGCCGAUGAACCACCUUAUUUGCGUGUUGGGUGGGCAAAUAGUGUUGGAUUUAAGCCUUUUCCUGGACCAGGCGAUGGUUGGGGAUGUGCUGGAGUUGGUGAUGAUUUUUGUUCUUAUGGUUUUGAUGGAAUGAAUAUGUAUUAUGGUGGAAAGCCUCGACAGGUUGGCCACAGGUUAUUAAGGAAGGGUGAUGUUAUUGGUUGCCUACUUGAUUUAAUUGCCUCAGAAAUACGUUUUACUUUAAAUGGUCAAGCAAUUUAUUCACUUUUUAAAAAUUUCAAUGUUGAUGGAUUUUUCUUUCCAAUUAUGUCAUUAUCUGCAAAAGUCAGUUGCCGUUUUAUUUUUGGACGAAAUCAUGGUCGCCUCAAAUUUGGACCUCCUUCAAGUUUCUCUCCCGUCUUUGAAGCAUUAAAUAGCCAAUUAACGGUACAAGAAUGUCUUUCCUUCGGAGACAUUCCCAAACAAAUCUUCUCUGGUCCAUCAACAAUUCUUCAUUCAAUUGAGCCUUUUGUGCCAACACCUAUAGAAACAACUAAUAUUUCUUUACCUGGAUUUGCAUUGGAAGCACAUAUGAAUUUUGCAGAGAAUUUACAUGAACUUUGGGCAAUGAGGAAAAUUGAUUUAGGAUGGAGUUAUGGAGAAGUUCGUAGCGAACAAAACCGACUGCAUCAUUGUCUUACAUCCUUCGAUCAUUUACCUGAUGCCGAACGUGCUUAUAAUAUUAAUUUGGCCCUUGAAACAUUAAAAACUAUCGAGGCUCUUGGUUGGCAUAUGAUGCUUGAUAAACCCCCAACACGCCUUCGUCCACUUAGACUUCCCCAAAGUUAUGUUCAGUCAAAUGGAUACAAGCCUCAACCUCUGGAUACUCAUGAAAUUGAAUUACCUGAAGGAAUGCAACCUUUAAUUGAAGCUUUAGCUAGAAAUACACACAAUGUAUGGGCAAAGGAGAAAAUUAAAAGAGGAUGGACUUUUGGAAUUAGUGAUUACGUGGAUGCAGUCCAAAAACGAACUCCACACUUGGUUCCCUAUGAACAAGUUGAUGAACGCAUAAAAGAAGCAAAUAGAGAAGCUGCUGCUGAAAAUAUUCGAACUCUUCAACUUUAUGGAAUUUAUUUAGAAACACCAAUAACCGAAAGAGAUUUGGAGGCAGAAAAGGAAUUGCAGGCACUUGAUGCUUUGACUAGAACUUUUAGAGCAGAGGCUACUUAUAAAGUGAUUAAUGGAAAGUGGUAUUAUGAAUUUGAGGUCCUAACAGAAGGAUUUAUGAAAGUUGGCUGGAUGGACGUCUCAUCCCAACCAGAGAGCAAACUUGGUGUUGAUACUUUAAGUUAUGGCUUUGACGGACAUUUGGUGAAAAAAUGGCAUCAAGGUGCUGAACAUUAUGGGAGGGCCUGGAAAAUUGGUGAUGUUGUCGGCUGUUUUUUAGACCUGAAUGAUCGGACUAUUUCCUUCUCUUUGAAUGGCGAACUUCUUUUAGACCCCUCAGGGAGUGAAAUGGCGUUUGAUAAUGUACAACCUACUGAUGGUUUCGUUCCUGCAAUGACUUUAGCAGCAGGUCAAAAAGGAAAAUUUAACUUUGGCCAGGAUUCCAAUUCUCUUAAAUUCUUCACCACUUGUGGGCUCCAGGAAGGAUAUGAGCCUUUUUGUGUAAAUAUGUUCCGCCCCAUGCCUUUUUGGUAUGCGAAGAGAUUGCCUCGUUUCACAGAAUUAGAUAGCCAUACUCGUUUGGAUGUUCAACGAGUACCAGCAACUACAACAUCUCCUCCUUGUUUGAAAAUAUCACAAAAAGCAGCAAUUAGCGGAGGGGGGAGUGGAGACACUGCUGUAGUUACAGGAAGUACUGCAGCUGGAGUAGGUGGACAAGAAACUGGUGUAGGUAUAGGCCUGCCUAAUGAACGGUCUACUUCAAGAAUGGAAUUUUUACGUUUAUCAUUGCCUGUUAAAUGUAACCGUACUUUUAAUAAGAAUAGCCGAAGCAAAGAAGAAUUACAUGCCAAAAUGGAAGAUUAUCAACAAAAAAGGAACACUUCACUUAGUUCUUUAAUUAAAUUAGGUCAGACAGCUGCUAUCAAUGGAGAACAAUUGACAAUACAAAGCGAGGCUAAUAAGGCAUUUAUUGAUAAACUUUUUCCGAAAAAUCUAAUUUUAUUAAAUAAAUUUACAAUAAUUUUAAAGGCUCGUGGAAAGAAAGGCCUCCUUUCUGUUUUCCGCCAAGGCAGUCAAGAACCAUUAGACCCUGAUCGACGUUCACAACGUACUUACAAAACAUCCUCUUUUGACUCUUCUCCAGAACAUCCAAUAAUGGAUGGGGCUGCUGCUAUGCUUGUUAAAUCAAGUUUAAUGGAAUUAAGUCCUGAAGAAAGAAAAGCAACAAAGAAAAGUUCUGGGGGAAUUUUGGGAAGAAUCCGCCAAAAACAGCAGCAAAAAGAUGAAGUUAAAAGGCAUCAGAGAACAACAGAUGACACUUAUGGUCUGAAAGGACUUGAUACAAUUUCUGCCAGUGGGAUAAGUCGAGCUGAUGCUGCUGAAAUUACAGGAGAAAUGCCCUCCUCUGGGCCUGGUCGUCAACCUACGAUUGUUGCCAGAAGGACUUCUCCUUUAAAGAAACGUUUUGGAGUAGGUAAAAGACAUCAACCUAUGCCAGCUAUGUCAUCGACUGUUAUACCACUCAUUGAAAUGAGAGAACCUUCUUUAGUUGAUGGAACUCAACGAUUUUCACUUGUUGCUCCAGCUGAGGAAGUUGGGCCAGUAUUAGAUGAUGUACUUUCUAUGCAGGAAAUGGGCGAUCAGAUUGAUGAAUAUUACUUUGGCGUACGCAUCUUUCCCGGUCAGGAUCUUUCGAACGUCUGGGUUGGAUGGGUUCGUCCACAAUUCCAUGCUUAUGAUAAGCAAUUUAAUGCUGAAAAUUCUGUUCGUAGAAGUCGUUAUACUGAACUUGACCAUCAAGGUGAUACAGCAGGAAGUAUUGAAUAUCGCAAUUGCUAUAUGUUGAAUGCGGCAGAAUUACUUUCCACUGUUGCUGACCCAAGCAACACAAAAGUAUCAGGAUUACUAAUUGGCUGUUUAAUUGAUACAUCAAUUGGAGAAUUAGCUUUUUAUGCUCAAGGUCAAGAUACUGGAAUGCGUUUUAAACUUGAACCGGAAGCUCUACUUUUUCCUUCUGUCUUUGUUCAACCAACAAGCCAAGAAAUUCUUCAAUUUGAAUUGGGACGAAUUAAAUUUACUUAUCCUCUUUCAUCUGCAGUUUUUAAAUCUUCAGCUAAAGCGCUUAUUCCUUAUUGCCCUCCUCGACUCUGUGUAGAAAAUCUUCGUUCAGUUCAUUGGGCAAGAGUUCCCAGCAAAACUCUUAGAGCGAGUGCAAUAAAACUUUCAGAUUCAAUUGGCUGGUCGGUGCUUUGUGACGAGCCAGUUCGCGCUCUCAUGGUCUACAUUCCUGAACGUGACGAAAGCAUUGAUAUUCUCGAAUUAAUUGAGAAGCCCGAUUUACUUGCUUUUCAUGAACGUACAUUGUGUCUUUAUUGUAAAUUAGCAGCACAUGGAAAUCAAAGGGUUGCUCACCAACUUUGUUCUCAUGUUGACGAAAAACAAUUAAUAUUUGCUGUACGCAAUCCAAACCUGUCUGGACCAAUGCGGCAAGGAUUAAUUAACUUCCUCAUUGCAGUACAUCUGAAAACUCAUGCAGAUGCCCGACUUUCAAUGGCUAAAGAAUUUAUAAUUCCUCUUGUUGAGGAUGGAUUAAAUGACAAACACGUUUUUGAUGCAAAAUCUGAGGGACGUUAUCCACAAAUACUAGGAUCUGUUGUUGGAAUCUUGCCAACAAUGAAGGCUGAUCCUGUUUUGCAACCAAAAAUGCCUGUAUCUGCUCCUUUAGUUUUAUCCCCUGUGCCAACAGUACGAGAUUCUUGUUCUACUGCCGCAGAUAGUAGUAGCAGUAAUCGUCUUUUACCUCCUCAAUUGAAUUUUCUUCGUCUUAAAGAGCAUGUAAUGAAUGCUUUUCGAAUGGCUACUCGAAAUGCUGUCCUUAGUUGUCGAGAUUUUAUGGGUGGAGGAAAUUUGGAACAUUUUGAACCAAUUCUUAAAUUGCUUGAUUCUCUUCUAAUAAUUGGUUUAAUAACAGACGAAGAACUUGUCGAAAUACUUCAAUUAAUUCAUCCAGCAUCAUUUGGUAGCAACAAGAUUCAUAAUGAUACAUUUACUCCUGUUGCUAAAGGAUUGGCAGAUAUUGAAUUGGCUGAAGGUGUUAAACUUCAACUUGUUAGCAUUCUCGAACAUUUAUGUGAUAUACAAGUACGUCAUAGAAUAGAAUCUCUUGCAGCAUUUAGUGAUGGCUUUGUUGCAGAGUUACAACAAGACCAGUGUCGCCGGUAUUUGGAGAUUAAACAGACAGAAAUGCCGCCAGCUGAAGCGGCAAAACGAACAAAAGAAUUUAGAUGUCCACCAAAGGAGCAGAUGUAUCGACUACUCAAUUGUAAAGUAAAGGAAGAUGGGGCUAUGCGAUAUAUUGAUGAUGAGGCCGAUGAAGAUCAAUGCCCAACAUCGGAGAAUUUACAGGAUCAAUUAAGAGAAUUUUGUCAAUCAUUAGUUUUUAAAGUUAGCCAUAAAAGAGUUUCAAUUUCUGAAAGAGAGGGAAGUAAAGCUAAGGAAGAAGGACAAAUUGAAGAGGAGGAAGAAGAGCUUUCAUGGGUUGAUAAAUUAGCUCAAUUACUUAUUUCAGUACCUCCCAUCGAUAGACAAAAUUCUAAUAAAGAUGAACAUCAAGGGACUGAGAAAUUUAGACAAUUAAUUGUUUUAACAUUGAGACGUUGGGCUAAUGAAUCAGAAAUUGAAUCUAAUGAACUUAUUAGAGCAAUAUUUGCUCUUUUAUUAAGGCAAUAUUCUGGAGUUGUCGAAAUGAUGGAUUCUAUUGGACAGACCUAUGUUUUACAUGAAAGAAAUCUUGAUGAUGUAAAGAUAUUUAUUGAAUAUUUAAUGCAAAUAAGAGAAUUACUUAAUGUCCAAUUAGAAAGUACUGAAGAAGGAAUACUUAAGAGAGGUUUAUGGCAAUUAAUGAACAAUAGAAUUUUCUUUCAACAUCCUGAUUUAAUGCGUCUUCUUAGAGUACAUGAAGAUGUUAUGACUAUAAUGAUGAAUGUAUUAACUAGACAACAGUCAGCCGUUGAAGCUGCUGAAAGUGGUGGUGGGGAUUUACCCGGACAAACUAAUGCAUCUGAAAUGGUUGUAGCUUGUUCUCGUUUUCUUUGCUACUUUUGCCGUACUUCUCGUCUAAACCAAAAAGCAAUGUUUGAACAUCUUUCUUUCUUAUUAGACAAUGCUACAAUGCUUUUGGCACGUCCCAGUUUACGUGGUUCUGUUCCUUUAGAUGUUGCCUAUUCUUCUUUCAUGGAUAAUAAUGAACUGGCACUUGCCUUGAAGGAAGAAGAAUUGGAUAAGGUUGCCGUUUAUUUAAUGCGUUGUGGACUUCAACCAAACUCUGAGCUUUUAGCUCGGGAUUAUCCAGACAUUGGAUGGGAUCCAGUAGAGGGUGAAAGAUAUUUAGACUUUCUUCGUUUCUGUGUUUGGAUUAAUGGAGAAAAUGUUGAAGAGAAUGCUAAUCUUGUUAUUAGACUUCUCAUUCGUAGACCAGAAUGUUUAGGUGUGGCAUUGAAAGGAGAGGGGCAAGGAUUGUUUGCUGCAUUUAAGGAAGCAAUUUCUUUAUCAGAAGAUGUACGCCACUUGGAAGAAGGGGAAGACCCUCUCCUUCUUAAUUCUCAAAUUCUUCGUGAUCAUGGAAAAUAUCCAUCUAAAGAAAUUGAAGGCGAAGACUAUAUGGAUCUUGGGGCAUCCAUUCUCGAUUUUUAUUCCUCUCUUGUUGAUUUGUUGGCAAAAUGUGCCCCGGACCCUUUGACAAUCCAAGCAGGAAAAGGUGACAGUGUUCGAGCUAGAGCAAUACUUCGUUCAUUGAUAUCACUGGAUGAUUUGCGACACAUUCUUGCAUUGCGAUUUACUAUACCCAAUCUUGUGGCUAGCGGAGGAGGUAUUGGAAAUGGUGGCACUGCUGCUGCUCAUGAUGCUCUUCUUUAUACUUUCUCAAGCUUACUUUUCUCAAGCUUAAAAAAUUUUAUUAACACAAAUAAUUUUUCGUUGAAGUGCAUCCCCCCUUUAACAUUCCAUCUAACAAAUUUUCCAAAUCCAUUUCCUUCAGUAAAUGGUAUUCUCAAGAACAACAACCAGAAUCAAUUUAAAAAUAAUUCUAACUACAUAAAUAAUAAUCAAGAAUAUUCAAAAACUUCGAAGCCCCCCUUUUCUAAAUUCUCUUCUUCCAAUUCAAUGGAAUCUAAAAUGCAUGGGCUUGUAGAUACUACAAAUACAUUUGCUAACAUUGCUGCAACGCUGAGUGCUCGUGUCCGUCAACAGUCUAUUUCUGUUAAUUACAGAGCUUCAACCUUGCUUAAAGCACUUAACACACCAGCUUCAAAGGCUGCGUUAUUUCAUCAAUUAACAACACAAAAUAACAUGCCUAACAAUAAUAAACAACCCCAAUCGAAUUAUCAAACAGCAAAUAAUAGUAUUGCUAGUACUAGAUCAAACUCACCAUUAAAAGAGGUUUCAGAAGACAGCAGCAUAUCUGGAGAUAACAUAGAAACUUCUACAACACCAAUUCCGCCGCCCUUAUACAACGAAGGAUUGUUUUGCCGACGCAGGGGGGUUUCUUUGCCUAAACGGAGUGCUUGCAGUGAUUUACGUGCAGCCACAAUGAUGGAUUCACCUCGAGCCUUAGAAUCUGAUACAGCACUAGCUUUGAAUCGUUAUCUUUGCAAUGCUGUUCUGCCUCUUUUAUCAAACCAUUCACAUUUCUUCGCAGAUGCCGAACAUCAUGCACCUUUAUUGGAUGCAACACUUCAUACUGUCUAUAGAAUGAAUCGCCUUCGAUCUUUAACUAAAAAUCAGAGAGAUGCUGUUAGUGAUUUCCUAGUGGCGUUAAGUCGAGAAUUACCUCCCACAAUGAUGGUUAAAUUGUUGAGAAAAGUUAUUGCCGAUAUUCAACAAAUGUCGGAUAAUGUACUUGUCCCUUUGAGGAUAAUUACUUUGCAUUAUGAACGUUGUAAUAAAUAUUAUGGGAGUGGAAAUUCUUUGGGUGCUGCAUCUGAAACAGAGAAACGAUUAUCAAUGCUUCUAUUUUAUGCUAUAUUUGAUUCCCUCUCCUCUAAACCUUAUGAUCCUGAAUUAUUUGGAAAAGCAUUGCCCUGUUUGACAGCUAUCGGUUCUUCAAUUUCACCUGAUUAUGCUCUCACUUCUGAACGAGCUGAACUUACUACUUCCCAAGACUACGAAGGUGUUUGGGUUCCCCAACAAUUAGAUUACUCAAAAGUUACAUUAAAUAAUGAAUUAAAUGCAAUGGUACAAAAAUUUGCUGAGCAUUUUCACGAUUCCUGGGCUGCACGUAAAUUAGACAAAGGAUGGACACAUGGAUUAUUAUAUUCAAGGCGAACAACUAAUCAUCCUCGUCUUGUUCCAUUUCAUCGUUUACAGGAUUAUGAAAAAGAAUUUUAUAAAGAACGUUGUGCAGAAUGUAUUAGAGCACUUGUUGUUUGGGGAUAUCAAUUCGAAUUAGUUGAUCAUGAUGCUAAUGAACGUGCCAAUCAGAGUAGAGUACUUUCUGGGAGAAAUGAGCGUGAUUUCAAUCCUCGUCCUGUUGAUCUCUCUAAUAUGAAUUUGGAUAAAGAAAUUCUUCAAGUCGCUGAACAAUUGGCAGAGAAUUCCCAUAAUCUUUGGGCAAGAAAAGUGUUUGAUGAUUUAGCAGAUAAUAGUGCCCAAUAUCCUUCAAUGCCUCUUGCUCUUGUUCCAUGGGAAUUAUUGACAGAUUUUGAAAGGCGUAAAGACCGCUUCAGGGCCCAAGAAGUCCUUAAAUUCUUUCAAUUUCAUGGAUAUCGAAUUUCUAGUUCGUCCGACUCAGUGGAUCAAAUGUCAAUUGUUGACCGUUUCAAAAUUGAUGGAGGGGCAACAGCUAGUUGCACUACUUUAGGUGCUGAUCGUUCUUCUGUUGAAAAGCGUUUUGCUUUUAAUUUACUUGAAAAGUUACUUGCUUAUCUUGAACAAGCCAAUGUUCGAAUGAAAUCAUUAAAACCUUCACAUGAAUUAACAAAAAGAAAUUCUUUUCGGAGAGAAGGACAAGAUGUUAAAUUUUUUGAGAAAGUUGUUCUUCCAUUAAUGUUCGCCUACUUUAGUGCCCACAGAAAUUAUUUUUUGGCAAGUAGUUCAAUGGUACAAACUGGGACUGCUUCAAAUAAAGAAAAGGAAAUGGUAGCAAGUCUUUUUUGCCGUCUUGCGGCUCUUUUGAGAAUUAAAAAUCAUGCUUUUGGCAGUGUUGCACGUAUCACAGUUAAAUGUCUUCAAGGGUUAACGCAAGCCUUGGAUGUACGAACGUUAGUGAGGAUUAAUUCUGACAUAAUUCGAACAGGUGUUUUUAAUACAAAAUUCUAUCAGAUACUACUAAGGAUUAAAACUUAA